Molecule: messenger RNA, 2846 nt
Organism: Chara braunii
Lineage: Eukaryota; Viridiplantae; Streptophyta; Charophyceae; Charales; Characeae
Source: the annotation of a GenBank genome assembly
CGAUAGAUUUUUUGGUGGAUUGGCCAAGCGAUAGAUUUUUGGUGGAUCGGCCAAGCGACAGAUUUUUGGUGGAUUGGCCGAGAGAGAGAUUGAUUGAUUGGUGUGGUGAUGGAUGCAGAAAGGGGAUUGCGCAAGUGCUCGGUUAAGCGGCAGUGAUGGCGGUUUCGUACAUGCGAUGGAUCCCAAUUGCGAAAGCCGUGCUAUUCAGUAGAUCUGAAAACUGAUCACAUUUCAAUAGCACAAGCCAAAUCAGCCUUUGCCAGAUACAAGUAGAUAUCACACAUCGCGUUGUCUUUUCUCAUUUCUCCCCAGGUAUUUGACAUUGCCAGUGAAACAGCAGUCGUUGUACAGCUCAUCCCAUGCCACCUAUUGCCGCUCGUCAAGUGGUCAUCAAGUGGUCAGGCUGCUUUCCUGAGCAUCUCUCGCUGGUCAGCCCUCACACAUCUUCGUCUUGUCGCUUUUGUCCCUCCCUGUGUGUCGUCCUUGUGCAGGCUCCUUGCUAACCUAACCUCUGUAUAGCUCGAGAUUUUGCAUGUCCUGUGGAGUCGACGCAUCUUAGCAUACCCUAACAACGAUUGUUGUGAAGGAGCAGAGAAGCCACUAUUUCUGUACAGCAUUGUGAUCGUUAUUUUUUUGUUAUGCUACCCGGCGUUUUUGGGUGUUUUCACUAGUUCAUGGUGACAUGAAGCGCCGCGAUGGGUAGGUGUGAUGUGAGGGAGUCGUGCAGGCACUGUUUCUGUAUAUGGCAUUACGAUGAUUGUCGUCAACCCUGCACUGACUUCUUAGAAUGACUUUAUUCCGCUCAUCUGGUUGUCUGGAUUCCAACUUGGGUCUGUAUUUCAACAGUUUAUGAGUGUACCAACUGUAUUUCAACAGUUUAUGAGUGUACCAACUGUAUUUAAACAGUUUGUAUUUCAACAGUUUAUGAGUGUACCAACUUGGGUGUGUAUUUCAACAGUUUAUGAGCUAGCCGCGUUGGUGCUGCACCAACUUUUUUUGUUUUUCCCCUUAACUAUUUCUUGAGAGUAACAAUUUUGGCGGUUAGGAUCUUUAAUCCUGUGGACUGCAGAUUGAGAAACAUAUUCACAGGUGGGUCAAGUUGGCGCGCAGGAGCAGUUCAAAAUCUGAUUUCCUGCUCAGUGAAUCCGGAGCUCUAUGAUGCUGGUCAGGGUUAUGAAGCUCCUCCUUCUGCCCCUGCUUCUGUUUGCAGUCUUCACUGUGCUCAGCACGGCGGCACCGUCCAUGCUUGAGACAGAAGCUCCGAGGAUUGCUAGAGUCGGCAAUUACUCGGCGAUGAUGGAUGCAAUCAAUGAUGACAACGUGCGAGUAAUCAAGGUAACUCACGAUAUUGCAUUUGAGGGGGGUUACAUUUUAAUCAGACGGUCGUUGUCGAUAAUCGGAGAGUGCUGGGGUGUCCAUGGUUUGCGGCGGCGGCAGGGAGCGGGCACGGAGGGCACAGGCAUUAGCAGCGAUGAGAAAGGCAGGACACCACACGCCUUCUACGGCUGCCGGUUAAGUGGACCUAGGUUAUUCACUGUAAUAGGGUUAGGAACUAGAGUUUAUUUUGAGUCGCUUGAUUUCAGACUAUCGCCAGGGUUUCAGAAUGUUUCCCUUCUUCACGUCAGAAGGUCGGAAGUGACGGUUGUCGCUUGUCAUUUUAAUGGAGGGGGGUUUUAUAGCGGCGGCAGAGCCAUUGACACGAUCGGUACGUCGAGCGUCAUUUUGGUGGCGACAACGUUCGACGACUUCUCUGCAUUUGAAGGUGGUUGCAUCAGGAUUUCUGGUUCAUUCAGCAGCUUGCACGCCAAGGGAGUUGUGUUCAGAGGCUGUGUCGAUAAUGGCGGAGGUGCAGGGGCAAUCGCCGCAGACAAUGCAAAUGUUUCCAUUUACGCUGGAGUAUUUUCCGGCAACCAAGGGUUCGACGGUGGAGCCAUCAGCGUUCAGUUCGGGUCGCUCGUGCUCAGUGCUUCGACAUUUGAGAACAACGAGCAGAGGUGUCUCCUCAAAGAGGCGAGGGAAUGUCUCGAGGGUGCCGGUGCAAUCACCGCAUCCAGGGCAAAUGUGUUGAUAUGCAGUACCAGCUUCCAGAACAAUUUUUUAAUGGACCGCAUUGUGGACGUUAAUGUUCACAGCGGAUCGGUAGCCCUUUGCAACACAACUGCAGAGGUUUGGUUAAAGGGUGGUAGACUCCCAGGGAACAGUAAGACGGGCGUAGUUAGCGGUUCUAAAGAUAAGACGGGUGUAGUUAGCGGUUCUGGAUCUUUAGAAGGGGUGCACAGGGAUUGCCAACUGUGUCCAUCUUGCACAGAUGACAUUUGCGAUGCUCGUGCUACCUGUGAAACAGAUGUCUCGGCGUACGGCCUGACAUGCGUCUGCCCGCCACAGUAUGCCAGUGUCGGAAGAGGGUCUCUUUGUGUUCAAAGGUUAGUUUCAGAUGUCAAGGAUGGAGUAUGGUCCACUCCUGGGCCCAACAAUCUUCCAUCCUUUCCUUCAGUUCGAACGUCAGAGCCUGCACAUGAGUAGAGGGAUCAGCAAUGAAGCGUAUGUGAAGAAGGAUCGGAAUGUGUGUAAUUGGCUCUGAUGGUCAUAAUGGAUGGGAUCACUCUUCCUCCCAAACCCAAUGAUGUAUAUGGAGAUUGCCAAGGAAGCAUGAAUCUACUGCAAACCCUAAAAAGAGGGAAAAGAAAAAAAACAGUCAACGAUGAGGUGUUGUGGAUCAGAAACUUAAGGGCGGGCUCCACCGGGGGAUGUCUAGAUGUUAGCAAGUCCAACGGUCACAAUGUGAUUAUCUAUAAGAAUCACAAUGAGAUUAUUGGUAAGAAUCACAAUGAAAUUAUCAACAUCGG